Messenger RNA from Myotis brandtii (Brandt's bat), 1047 nucleotides. RefSeq names its product translocator protein 2 (gene TSPO2). The transcript is spliced from 4 exons. Gene Ontology annotation, molecular function: cholesterol binding. Bases 240 to 755 code for a protein of 171 amino acids. Lineage: Eukaryota; Metazoa; Chordata; Mammalia; Chiroptera; Vespertilionidae. Gene Ontology annotation, cellular component: membrane; endoplasmic reticulum. The record is from RefSeq and is a predicted model, not a curated record.
AACGUGGUCCUUUCGGUCGGUUAUGUCAGCUUGUUGAGUUCAGUCUAAGACACUGUCCCCGUCGAGGGCCUGGCCAAUGGCCGCCUGCCGUGGGAGGUACAGAAGAUGGUCACGCGUGGGCCUGAGCUCCAGGAUUCAGAUCCACGUUGCAGGAGAGGAGCCUUUAACUCAGAAGCCAUUAUCAAUACCGGACAGUAUCCCCCGUGCCAGAGGAGAGGGAUUUUGCCUCCUGAAGGAGAAUGUGGCCUCAAGGGGCCAUCUUUGUGGCCCUGCCCCUCCUGGGGCCCAUCCUGGUCUGGCUCCUCGCCCCUCAUAGGAUGUCUGGUUGGUGUGACAACCUGAGGAAGCUGCCCUGGUGCCCACCCCACAAAAUCUUGUUGCUUGUGUGGACCGCCAUCUACUGUGUCAUGGGCUAUGCCUCCUACCUGGUGUGGAAGGACCUGGGAGGGGGCUUCGGGCGGCACCUGGCCCUGCCUCUCGGCCUCUAUGCUGUGCAGCUCGCCAUCAGCUGGACCGUCCUGACUCUCUUUUUCGCAGCCCACACCCCUGGUCUGGCCCUGCUGCACCUGCUGCUGCUCUACGGGCUGGUGGUGACCACGGCGCUGAUCUGGCACCCCAUCAACAAGCUGGCCGCCCUGCUCCUGCUGCCCUACCUGGCCUGGCUCACUGUCUCCGCUUCCAUCACCUACCGCCUGUGGAGGGACAGUCUUUGUCCAGAUCACCAGCCUCAGCCCGAGGAGGAGAAGAGCGACUGAGGCACCGGGGCACAGGGAAGGAGGGGAAGGCCAGGGAGGGGUGGAAGGGACUGCAGGCAGGCUGGGGGGUCUGGGGGGAGUGGGAGGUGGCCAGGCAUUGACGAGUCCCUGAAGGUGAUUCACCCCAAUGCGGCCACUGUCCUCACUCCCCUGAUGCCAGUUUUCAUUAGAAUUCAGAGAAAUGGGAAAGAGGAAAGAAACUUACUUUAUACUUAAUAUAAGAUAAUAAAUCCUAUAUUAAUAAGUAUUAAUUUAGUAAUAUCAAUUAAUAAAACCCUGAGACUAACUUUGG